UUAAAGGAUCUCGGGACGCUGGAGUCGCUGGGCUGGGUCCGGCCUGCGGGAGGUCAGGCGCCCGAGGACGCUAACCGAGAGCCCCUCACAUGACUGUGCACAAGGAGAGCAUUGCAUGAGCCCAGGCACCCAUGGCAUCCAAAGACAAAGACACAGUGCCCUGGCUGGACGCCCCCUGGGAUGCCAUCCUCCAGGCUGCCAAAGACCAGCUCCCAUCCCUGGACUCCGACUCCUCCUUGUCAGACUUCAAUGAUGAGGAGCCAUUCAUCUUCCAGCGAAACCAACCUGUGCUGAUUCCAGACCUGGCUGAGGAACUGGCUGAAGACCCUGGCAGUAGUGACAAAUCUGAGACCUGGGCCCCUGGAGCUGAAAGGCCUCUGCCUGAGUCAGCUGUGCAGCCUGUGGGACUCACUGCAGAGCCUGUGUGUGAGCAGAAUGCAUGGCCAAAGGAGCAGGCCUCUUGGGAAGGAGGGAGCCCUGGCCAGCAGCUCAAGAGCUGUACUGAGACCCGCGUUCUUCCUUCAGCAUCUGAGGGGACCCCUGCCUGGCAGGAAGGUGACCUUGGGAGCCUGUCCUUCAAUACCAAAGGAUUCCAGAAUCCUCCCUGGGGUCUGCAGGGAGAAGCUACUUCUGCCCCUGAAGGACAGCCAAAGACAGAGCCCCUGGGUACUUCCUGGCAGGACUGUGCAAAUCACAGAGCCCUCCGCCAGGAGAGGAGGAGGAGGAUAGAGAAGCAUGUACUCCACAAAGUAACCUGGGGUCCCCAGAGUCCAGCCUGUGGUGACAAAGGCCCAGCUGCAGAGUCAGAUCCCAGGCCAUGGGAAGGCCGGCCAGUACUCUCGCUCCAGCAACUUGAAGAGUGGGAUUUGGAUUAUAUCCUUCAGAGUCUGCCACCGAGAGAGGACAGCCAGGGAAAUCGUGCACCCAGAAGCGCGUGGUGGGCAGCAGAGCUCCGCCAAGGACAAGCCCCAGACCACAUUGUGCCACGAUCCCAGGACAGGCUUCUGGAACAGCUGGUCCUCUGGUGUGCCACGCAGCAUGGAGCCCCCACCUCUGCCCAGAAGGUGCCUGCCCACGUGCCCAAAGACACCAAAGAACAGGAGGCCGGAAGCGGAUGUACUUCUGUGAAGCUGGGCUUUCAGGCUGUGCCAAGCCAGAAGUUAGCUGGGGACAUGAGGCUGAAGACAGAGCCACCUACUAUCUUCAUUGACCUGCGACAAACAGAGCCACCAGAGCCUCAAGACCAGUCUCCAGAAAGGCUCAGCCACAGCUCCUCUGACAGUGAGGAGGAUGAGGAGGAAGGGGAGGAGGACACAGUACAUUCAGGAGACCAGCAGGGCCCAGUGCAGCAUGCAUCUCUUUCCUCCUGGGGGCGGGAUUGCACUGGCAAGAGUUGGCUUCUGCAGCAGCUGAGGGCAUUUCGGAAGGGAACAGCUGUGCCCCAACUGCCUGCGAGCAAGGGUAGCCACGGCCAGAGAGGUCAGGUCAUGGGAGAUGUGGCCAGAUGGAGAAGUGAGAGGAAGGAAGACGCGAAGUGUCCAGACCAGACUCCCAGGAGGACAUCCCGGGGCCCUGAAACCAGGGUCAGCCAGGGAGACCCUGGUGCCUCGUCUGGGCCAGUUACAGGCUCCUCAGAUGAAGGCGUGCACCUUCAUCAGGACCAGUGAGAGCUGAGGCCCGGCCUGGACAGGAGAUGCCUGUUUUCUCCCCACCGUGUUACCCUGUGAGCCUUACCCCUCACCUCCCACCUUUUAUGACUGCCUUCUCAGUCCCAAUCAGCAGCACCUUUGACCUCUUGCUAAUCAGUCUCCAGGAUGCUGCCCCAAUGUGGGCAUGGAACAGCAAAAAAAUCACUGUCAUUCCAUGCCACAGGUGUAGGGUGCAACACAGGGUUCAGCUGCCACAGUGCUGAAGGAGCCCAGGGAUCCCCUUAUAGCAAGUUCUGAGCGGGGAAAAGACACUGCCCAGCCCUGGCCAACUCAGCCAGCGGCGCCCUCACACAGACACCAGCCACAGACAGCCAAAAUCGGGGCCUCAGACUCCUGUUCUCCAGACCACCCCCCACAGCUCCCACUCCCAGCCAAAAGGGGCAUCUCCAUUGGCUUCCACAAAGGCCAAAUAAGGGCCCCUGGCUCCACAGAGGCCAAAGGAAGCUGCUCCUGCAGGCCUGGGCCAGGCCACUUGGUCUUGCCCUCCACCUGCUGCAGCUGUUGAACUGUCAGCAGCAAAGGUGCUUGUCCCCUCUUUAACUUCACGUUCUCUCAUCGGCAUGCCUCUUCAUGCCAGGAAGUUUAGAGUGUUUACAGUAAUAAAAAGUAAAGUUUGGUCCAAGUUCAGCUCUGCUGUGUGUCAGAGUAAGUUGGAGGGAAGAUGGGGUGGGCUUUGGCUUCAAGGCCAGCUGGGACAGUGCUCCAUGCCAAGGAGUCAUGGAAGCUGUCUCACAGCACAGGCACCCAGAACCGGAACCCUUUCAUCCACACCAUCAGGGGGUGAUGGUCAUGUUGUUCAUCAGAGGGUGAGCAGUACCAGCCUAGCCUGGAACAGAAGGGGGAGCCCCUGCAGUGGGCAAGCAGACAGGAUGGCUCUGUGGGAGACACCCACUAAGGAGGGGAUGGCUCUGUGGGCAGCGUCCUGCAGGAGCCCCUAGGCAGAAGUGCAACAAGCCCAGGCCUUGGUGAGGUCUGAACAUCUUGCAGCCAGCCCAGCUACAUCCAGGAGGUUUUUGGUUUUUAUGACAGAGAAUUCAACCCAGGGCCUUUCAACAGAGCUGUGUCCCCCACCCAGCUCCCCUUUUUGUUGAGAUAGGAUCUUGCUAAAUUGCCCAGCUAGGCUCAAACUUAUGAUCUUCUUGCCUCAGUCUCCCAGAGUGGUGGAAAUACAGGUGUGCACCACCACUCCCAGCUUCUGAGAGACACUCGCUUUGGCUGCAUCAGAUGUCAGCUGUGGGCCUAUGUCAGAUGACUCUACCCCUUCAUAGCCCUCUUCCAGCAGGUCUGUGAGGGGCCCUCCCCUACCUAUGACCACAUAGUCUGAGACUACACAUGUGCAAGCCCAGCUUUUCUCCUUUAUAAGUACUUUCCCUGUACCUUCAGGGGUUCAUCCCAGGUACAGUUUCCCCCUUAGGCUGUAGCCUAAGGAUAAUAAA
Octodon degus (degu) is the source of this 3145-nucleotide messenger RNA. RefSeq names its product chromosome unknown C16orf71 homolog (gene Dnaaf8). Gene Ontology annotation, molecular function: dynein complex binding. The record is from RefSeq and is a predicted model, not a curated record. The transcript is spliced from 10 exons. The coding region runs from base 132 to 1667 and encodes 511 amino acids. NCBI's taxonomy places the organism in Eukaryota, Metazoa, Chordata, Mammalia, Rodentia, Octodontidae. Gene Ontology annotation, cellular component: dynein axonemal particle.